ACACAGCUAAUCAUUGACAAUGUGUUAGUUUGACUCACACCGCACACUCAAGCACACACACACACACACACACACACGUGAACAUUUCCCUUUUCUCAUUGAAUUAACAGCAGUUGUUCUUUAAUUGCACCCACAGGACCAGGAGGAAGAGAAGUGCUAGCAGUACUGUGACAGUUUUAUUAUUACUUAACCAUUACAGAAUAACAUGAACACCAUAUCCUGUACAUUUGAACACUUCCGCUUAAACACAACUUCAUCUGUUUUCUUUCGCUUUGAAUAAUCAAAAACAUGAUGGCUGAAUACUUUUGAGUCACAAGAAUGAUCAUACGUUAAAAACAGAACUAAAUGAAGGAAAGGAAGAAAGCAGAGCUAUGUAAGAGGCAGACAGAUAAAGGAGGAUAUAUGAAAAUAACAAUAAAAAAAUGUGACGAAGACGAGAACAGGAAGCGAAAAAAGAAUUGUCUAGGAAAUGAAAAUACAAAGGCAGAAGCUCAAGAGAGAGAAAUUGAGGUGUGCAGGUUUGAGAGGGAGGGUUACAUUUCAUUAGAAUAAAUUGUUGAAAAGCAAAUUAAACUUUGGAUCCUGACUACAGCUACACUAUGGGUGAGUCAAGUAUCUGCCAAGUAAGAGCAACAGUCAUGCUGUAUGAUGAGGUCAACAAGCGAUGGGUGCCAGCGGGAUCUGAGCCUCCUUCCUUCAGCCGAGUCCACAUCUAUCAUCACCCUGUGGCUAAUACCUUCAGAGUGGUGGGCCGCAAACUGCAGGCUGACCAGCAGGUGGUGAUCAACUGUCCUAUUGUCAAAGGGAUAAAGUACAACCAAGCCACAACAAACUUCCAUCAGUGGCGGGAUUCCAAACAGGUGUGGGGGUUGAACUUCGGCAGUGAAGAAGAUGCUGCUCUUUUUGCCGACUCCAUGAUGCAUGCAUUACAGGCUCUUCAUUCCCCAGCAGGCACAGGCCCGGCUCAGACUGGACCCUCUGCACAGGAGAUGGACAGGCAUGCAGGAGCUGAGUGUCAGAGGCAGGAGACGGAGACCUCCACAGCUGCAGCUGCCCCUGCUGCCCCUGCUGCUCCUCUUGCCCCGGCCGCCAUUCCACCCGCCCCCCCUGGACCCCCACCACCUCCUGGCCCACCACCACCACCUCCUGCUGGGGGUGUGCUCCCACCUGCACCACCCCCUCCCCCUUCAGGCGGAAGUGGAGGUGGUGGAGGUGUAAACAAUCUGGCGGCAGCUCUGUCAGGAGCCAAACUGCGUAAAACAGUGAAGGAUGAGGGAGGAGCAGCAGUUCCACCCCCAACAUCAGCAUCCUCCUCUGGUGGAGGUGGAGGAGCUGGUAUAAUGGGAGAAAUGAGUGCUAUCCUUGCUCGGAGGAGGAAAGCUGCUGAUAGUCCUGCUGCAAAGAACAUAGACCCUGAGAAUGAGGAUACUGACUCCCCAAAGUUCUCAGAACCGGGAGUAAUACAUCUUUCAUCAGAAAUCGGUGGAAAGUUGAAAGAAAAACAUGCUACAAUUCCAAGGCUCCACUCCUUGAGUAACAAUCAAAAGGACUCCAGCCGCUCCUCCACUAAUCCCUCCUCUAACUCAGCCAGUACCCCAGGGUCCAGAAUGAAGGUGGGGAAAAAGAACUCGGAUGGCUACGGAGAUGAAAUUGAAGGAAUCAAACAGGAAAUUAUUGAAGAAGUGAAAAAAGAACUUCAAAAAGUGAAGGAGGAUAUUAUCACAGCUCUGAUGCAGGAGCUGCAACAUGCAGAGCCAAAGGUUGAAGAUUAAAAUAUCCAAAAACUAUACCAAAUAUGUGAAUGUUUGGCAUUCAAUGCUUGCAAUUAAUAUAUUUUAACAUGAUAAAAAAAAAUAUCAAUGCCAAUUCAUCAUCUCUAUUAAUCGUUGUGUCUUUCCAAAUGUCUCUGUGGUAGAGUUUGGAGCAUGACCAAUACUGGAUUUUAAAGGCCAAGACAAUUUUUGAUAUUUAACACAAAGGAUUAAGACAUACUGUAUUGACAAUUUUAUUUUUUAGAUUUAUUCAAAAUGCAUUAUAUUGUUUUUAAUAGUUUAUCCUAUGUUUUGGGUCAAAAACAAUGAAGUCAAUCAAAUAAAAAUGAGUAACACAGCUGUCAGCUGUUGAAGAAUAAAACGGAAAGCAGUUCCCUUUAUAAAGUAGUGAGUGUAAGAAAAAACUAACAUUUUAAAGAGAUCAUAUAUAUAUAUAUAUACAGUUGUGGCUAAAAGUUUUGAGAAUGACACAAAUACAAAUGUUCACAAAGUC
Molecule: messenger RNA, 2265 nt
Organism: Eleginops maclovinus (Patagonian blennie)
Lineage: Eukaryota; Metazoa; Chordata; Actinopteri; Perciformes; Eleginopidae
Product: vasodilator-stimulated phosphoprotein-like
Exons: 13
Coding region: 600-1772 (390 amino acids)
Biological process (GO): actin cytoskeleton organization; positive regulation of actin filament polymerization; neural tube closure
Molecular function (GO): SH3 domain binding; profilin binding
Source: RefSeq, a predicted model, not a curated record